CUCAGCAGCAGAGCUGCUUUUACCCAACUAUGGACUGCAAGUAUGCCACAAACGAACUGACCAGAUGCAAUAAUGAGGAGAUCAGGAUUGUGAUGGUGGGGAAGACCGGAGUUGGGAAGAGCGCCACGGGAAACACCAUUCUGGGAGAACAGAACUUUAUAUCAGAGUUUUCUUUUAAAUCUGUGACUGAACACUGUAAAAAGGUUUUUGGUGAAGUGGCUGGACAAGCGGUUGCUGUUAUUGACACUCCAGGUGUGUUCGACACCAGCAUUGAUGAAAAGAAUACCAGUAAAGAUAUUGCCCACAGUGUUUCCUAUGCUUCUCCUGGACCUCACAUCUUCCUGGUCGUCAUCAGACUGGGCAGAUUCACAGAGGAAGAAAAGCAGACGGUGCAGAAGAUUCAGGAAAUCUUUGGAGAGGAAGCAAACAAAUACAGCAUGGUUCUCUUUACCCACGGUGACCUGCUCAAAGGGAAACCUAUUGAGGAGUUAUUGAAGGACAGCAAAGAGCUGCAGGAACUUGUGACCAAAUGUAACGGCCAGUACCACGUCUUUAAUAAUGAACUGAAGGACCAUUCUCAGGUCAGGGAGCUGCUCACCAAGAUCAAAGCUAUAAAAGAGAAGAACGGAGGAAGCCAUUACACCAACGACAUGUUCCAGAAAGCAGAGAAGGCGAUUGAAAAGUGUAAACAACAAAUCCUCAAAGAGAAAGAAGAGCAAAUGCGCAGAGAGAGGGAGGAACUGGAGAAAAAAAUAGAUGAAGAGUUCUGGGAAAAAAUGAAGGAAGAAGGGGCUGAUGGAAAGAGGUUGGAUAAGCUAUGUGCAGCUCAUGAAAGAGAAAAGGAAAGGGCAAUAAAGAAACUAAAAGAGAAGCAGAAAAAUCGAGCUAGAUACGAGGCCGAGAACAGAGAUGAUGUACUUGACAUUGUGGGUAAAUGUCUUUCAGUGUUGCUUAUGGUGGCUCACGUUGCAGUUCUUUUGGUGCAAAAGAAUUAAGAUUCCCAUUCCAGUUUGUUUUUCUCAUUAGGCCUGAUUUGUAACAUUAGCAGUUAAUUUAGAUUUUAAUGUUUGACAUUUGUCUUCCAAGAUGUAGAACCAUCCUUUAGGAGCUUGCUAUUGGGACUGAUCUGUUGUCAAAAAAAAUGGCUCUGUAGACACAUUUGAAUAUUGCAGUUAGCACUAACCAUAACAACAAACCCAUUGCCUUCCUGUGGCUAGAUUCACAAAAGCCAUUAUGAAUGCUUUUAAUGUGAAGCAGCAGUAGUAUGAAAUGUUUAGUUACUUUUAGCAGUAACCUAAUCCAGCUCUGGUGUGGCUGGAGGAGAGCUGGAUAACAUGCUGUGUAUAUUUCCAUCCACUAGGUUUAUAAAGGCAAUUUGAACAAAUGUGAACUUCGCUACUAAUAGCAUCCAUGCGCCAAAUCUUUGCCCAUUUUAGAAUUUGCCGGGACUUAUGUAGAGUCAGAUGCUGCCAAGAUGUCACCAUGGCUCUUCAGAAACUUAUAGGUAAUGUCACAGAGACUUCAAUUUUUUUUAUAUUUGGUUCACAAAAUAUUUUGGUGGGUCAGAACCAAAAUGCAUGAUCAAAAUGUACUUUUAUGUGAUUAAACUCAAACCCCAAUAAAUUAUUUUAAGUGUGCAGUUUAA
Molecule: messenger RNA, 1645 nt
Organism: Perca flavescens (yellow perch)
Lineage: Eukaryota; Metazoa; Chordata; Actinopteri; Perciformes; Percidae
Product: GTPase IMAP family member 4-like
Exons: 2
Coding region: 30-995 (321 amino acids)
Molecular function (GO): GTP binding
Source: RefSeq, a predicted model, not a curated record